Messenger RNA from Neurospora tetraspora, 2237 nucleotides. RefSeq names its product Sodium/hydrogen exchanger family-domain-containing protein. The transcript is spliced from 5 exons. Lineage: Eukaryota; Fungi; Ascomycota; Sordariomycetes; Sordariales; Sordariaceae. Gene Ontology annotation, molecular function: sodium:proton antiporter activity; potassium:proton antiporter activity. The coding region runs from base 144 to 2147 and encodes 667 amino acids. Gene Ontology annotation, cellular component: fungal-type vacuole membrane; late endosome; early endosome. The record is from RefSeq and is a predicted model, not a curated record. Gene Ontology annotation, biological process: proton transmembrane transport; sodium ion transport; potassium ion transmembrane transport.
UUCAUGGUUUCGCAGAAUCUUCGCCGCUGCUCUCCGCCGAGCUACAUUUGCUUCUUUCCCCGACACGCCUCAGUCCAAGCAACACUUUGCGCCAGGCUCGAAAUCGCCAGUGCCGCCAUACAAAACACAACUACAACCUCGCCAUGCUCUCCGAGGUGAUUGCUGGCUCCCUGGCGGAGCUCGCAAAGAGAGAUGAAGAAGAUCCUGGUGCCGACAACCCGACAAAGCAGGAGAUGUACUCUGCAAUGGCCAUCUUCAUCUUCAUCCUGCUUCUCAUGACUGCCUUCUUUACGAGUUAUAUCAUGCAGGAGAGGAAGAUUCAGGCUGUCCACGAAACCGUUGUCUCCAUUUUUGCCGGACCUUUACCAGGUAUGGUCGUUGGCCUUGUCAUCCGAAUCUCCGGCAGCGACAACAUCCAAAGCUUGCUUAGUUUCAGUCCGCAAAUCUUCUUCAACCUUCUGCUACCUCCGAUUAUCCUCUCGUCCGGCUACGAACUACACCAGGCGAACUUCUUUCGAAAUAUUGGCACGAUCCUGACGUUUGCUUUUGCCGGCACCGCCAUAUCGGCUGUCGUCAUCGGUGUGCUACUAUGGUUAUAUACCAGGAUCCCGCUCGAAGGGCUGGAGGUGACCUUUAGAGAGGCAAUUCAAGUUGGUGCGUCUUUGUCUGCCACGGAUCCCGUCACGAUUUUGGCCAUCUUCAACUCCUUCAAGGUUGACCCGCAGCUGUACACGGUUAUCUUUGGCGAGUCGAUCUUGAACGAUGCCAUUGCCAUUGUUAUUUUCGAGUCGGCGCAACAUGCGGAAGGAAACGGACAGCGAAUCGGCGUAGUCAGUAUCAUCCAUGGUAUUUGGUAUUUCUUGAAGGAGUUUUUCGGCAGCUUGGCAAUUGGAUCUGUUGUUGGCAUAUUGGCUGCCGUACUCCUCAAGUUUACCUACCUUAGGCGGUAUCCUAAGAUGGAGAGCUGCAUGAUUGUUCUGAUUGCGUACUCGACCUAUUUCUUUUCACAGGCCAUCCAAAUGUCCGGCAUUGUAUCGCUGCUCUUCUGCGGCAUCACACUAAAGCAUUAUGCCUAUUUCAACAUGUCACGCCGGACUCAGCUGACCACCAAGUUCUUUUUCCAAGUCCUUGCGCAGUUAUCCGAAAACUUCAUCUUCAUCUAUCUCGGUUUGUCAUUAUUUACGGAGAAAAAUUUGGUGUAUCAGCCUCUUCUGAUCAUCGUAACUGUACUAUCGGUAUGCGCAGCAAGGUGGCUGGCAGUUUUCCCCCUGUCGCGACUCAUCAACUGGUUUAUCCGAUACAGGGCUCGGCGCCAUGGCAGGGAUGCUGCUGAUGUAUUGCCUUACAAUUAUCAAGCGAUGCUCUUCUGGGCAGGCUUGCGCGGUGCCGUUGGUGUGGCUCUUGCCGCGGCGUUCACUGGCAAAAGUAGGUUUGCCUUGCAAGCGACCGUGCUUGUCGUCGUUGUGCUCACCGUCAUCAUUUUCGGUGGAACUACCGCCCGCAUGUUGGAGAUUCUGGAGAUCAAGACUGGUGUGGUUGAGGAAAUUGACUCGGACGACGAGUUCGACAUCGAAGCCAUCCACGGCGGGACUUGGCACAAACGGUCAGGCACGGGCAUCGGGUUCAGCGCCCCUCGUCGAGGCUCAACGGUGCCACUGGGGAACCUCGAUUCGGAGAGGAACGGAAGUCCUGGUGGCAGGAGCGGGUGGGCUUCUGGACAUCGGUCCCCAAAUCCCAUGCCAAGAAGACAGUCGAGCCGUCUCGAUGUCAAGAACGGCAACGACCUUGAGAGGGUGGAUUUGCUGGGUGUCUCAGGGAACAACACAGACUCGGAGAUUGGUAGUGACAUCGACACAUCAGAUUUGCCACCACCAGCUCCCAGAAGGAGACCGAGUCCGAUACCGGGAGGUGGAGAUGCUGAUCUUGAAGCCGGACCUGGCGAGCGUGGCAGCGGGUGGAAUCGAUCAACUUCUAACAACGAAGGUGGUCAAGGUCUUAGUGCCACAGCUGCUAUUCGACAGCUCUUUAGCAGCGAAGAUCCAUCGGCACUGUUUAGGCAGUUCGACGAGAACUACAUAAAACCGAAACUCUUAUUAGACGGAGGAACUGGAAGGGGAGGGCACGGUGGUCCCUCGGGGUCUAGCUAGGAGCGCAAAACGGGGCAAAAAUAUCUAUGGAAUUUUUCAGCGAAUAAAACAUAUUGUUCUCUACUCGUUGUGUGGUGACCCUUUUGAUCG